AUGAGGGGACUGGAAGCGGCAGUGGUUGAGGGGACUGGGAGCGGCAGUGGGGAGUGGGAGGGAGAGAGGAAGAUGAGCAUAUUAACGUGUAGUUGUAACAAAAAAUGUAAAGAGCAAGUGGAUCAUGGGACUGCAAACCUCAGAGAUGUAAUGAUUGUGAGAAAAGCACAUGUCUAUGUGAGUGUUGUGAAAGACAACGCCCUGUCGUCCUUACUCGUUCCCAUCUAUCUACUACUCAGCAUCAUUCCCGCACCUCCUCCGGUGGCGUCACUUCCUCAGCAAGCUGUGAUUCAACAAAGUCACACCAACCCCUCUUCCUCAUCAUCAUCCCCCGCCGUCCUCCCUUACAUCAUCGUCCCGGUCGCCCUCAUCAUCGUCGUCCUCUGCGUCAUGAUCUACUUCCGCAUCCGGCCGUUCCACAAGACAGUAAUGAUUGCGUUGAUGACCAAUUACUUGACCAUAACACUUCCCCCAAAACCAUCGCCGCCGUCCCCGUCGCCCUCAUCAUCGUCGCCAUCAUCCUGCUCGACCUGUGCAUCUUCCGCUUCCCGGUGGGCCGCAACAUCCGCGAUUUCCUCAUCCGCAAGAUACCCUUCUGCAUCGCGUUUUACAGCUGAUAUCGACAAAUUAUUAGCGCCAACAUCGUAA
Molecule: messenger RNA, 648 nt
Organism: Babesia bigemina
Lineage: Eukaryota; Apicomplexa; Aconoidasida; Piroplasmida; Babesiidae
Exons: 6
Coding region: 1-648 (215 amino acids)
Source: RefSeq, a predicted model, not a curated record